CCUCGCCUCUGCUCUGAAGGUGACUUGCUCUAACGGGGAGAUCAGGGUUACUUUUGAUUUUUUUUUUAGUUGCCUGACAGCGAAACAGAAAGUCAACAGUAUGAGAGAAUUCCUUACGAUUUGUUUCUAUUUCCUUUCGAUUCGUGGGACAAGUGAUGUAGUAGUUGGGCAGGAGGAACCGAACGGGCUGUGGAGGCAGAUGAUCCGAUGGGAAAAUAACGGGCACGUAUACAGCUUACUGAACAGCGGCACGGCUUACCGCCCAGCCGCCCACCACAGCAGGGCGGAGAAACAGAGUGUCUACCUGAGCAGUGAUGGGGAAAGCAGACAGGGAGCCAGCGGCAGGUCUGCCCGCCAUCCUGGCCCCUUUGGGACCCGCCAAUCCCGUGGACCCGGGAGGACGGCGGCAACCGGGCAGCUCCCCCUCGGUGUCAAUCUGACCCGGAGGAUCCCCCGGGUUCGCAGCCCGCUUACCGAGGGAGGGAAUCCCCCCAGCCGGGGCAGCGGCCCCCUCGCACCCGAGGGCAACCCCGGCGCUGGUGUGUCCCCCGGCGGCGGCUUUAGCCCCAGAUCCCCGGGGCCGGAGGAGCCAGCCGCCGGCAGUUCGGCUGAAAUGCAGGGGGACGACCCGCGGAAUCCCUUCAAGAACCGGAACAGCGUGUUUUACAACGUCUACUCCUCAUCCUCACGCUCAGCCCAGCCCGUGGUCCGCAGGAGAAUUAUUGGGCAUGGGACCAGGUACUUCCAAAACGGGCUUCCUGACUUGAUUCCUGAUCCGUAUUACAUUCAAGCUUCCAUGUAUAUCCAAAGGGUGCAUAUGUACGCACUGAGAUGUGCAGCUGAGGAGAACUGUCUCUCAAGGUCUGCCUAUAGUCCUAGAACAAGUGACCUCAGCAUUAGGGUGCUUCUACGGUUUCCUCAAAGAGUCAAAAAUCAAGGGACAGCUGACUUCCUCCCAAACAGGCCACGCCAUACCUGGGAAUGGCAUAGUUGUCACCAGCACUAUCACAGUAUGGAUCAGUUUAGCCAUUACGAUCUGUUACAGGCCACCACACAGAGGAAAGUAGCUGAAGGACACAAAGCUAGCUUUUGUCUAGAAGAUACUGUGUGUGACCCUGGCUUCCAAAGGAGAUACGCAUGCACAGCACAUACUCAGGGAUUAGGUCCUGGUUGUUACGAUACAUACAAUGCAGAUAUUGACUGCCAGUGGAUUGAUAUAACAGACGUCGUUCCCGGCAACUAUGUAUUGAAGGUUUCAGUGAAUCCAGGAUUCCUGGUUGCAGAGUCAGAUAUGACAAACAAUGUUGUCAGGUGUGAUAUUCUGUAUACGGGGAGCUAUGUGUCAGCCAGGAACUGCAGAAUUACAAGAUUCUAAGGUUGGGAAACCCGAGUGCCACAUGAUGAAUUGCUGGAUUCCAUAGCUGGUCAGAAGUGUGUGUACUCUCCAGUUUUUUGCUUUAGUUUUGUGAUUGCAUUUAAUAGCUUUGUGGAGAAAGUCAGUGAUUUUAGUUCUGCUUUAGGCCCACAACAUAGUGUUGUCAAUUUAGAAUAAUCUUUGCACAUCUGCAGGGAAUUUGGUGAUAAUUCUAAUACAAAUUUGCAGGCUCCAUGAUCGACAUUUCUGCCCUUCACUUCCUCUCCCUCAUUUCCUCCCCUCUCCUUCCCUAUAUAGUUCUCCCUGAAGCAGGGUGCUGCUAAAGUGAGAGCGAGACCUGACUCAACAUACUUCUUGCUGAGUUAUGGGAAAUAUGGUUUUGCUGGAAUUAUCAGUUAAAUACAUCUUUCUCCAAUUUUGAUAUGUAGUUCCUGGAAAAUCUUGUAGAUUGUAGGACAAUUAGGGAAGACAGUUCAAGAUUAUCUCUAAAGAGAUAGGUUAAUAAUCAAAUAUGAAGGAUAAGAUCUGCGAAAAAUCUCAGGACACUGCAACAGAUAUGGUUAGAAAACAGAAGGAGGCCUUUCAGCCAGUCGUGUCCAUAUCAGUUCUCUGCAAGAGCAACUCACCUAGUCCCACUCCUCUGUCUUUUCCCUGCUGCCCUGCACAUCUUUUCUCUUCAGAUAGUUAUCCAAUUCUCUUUUGAAAGUCUUCAUUGAGUCUGCCUUCAAUCCCAGGCAGUGCAUUCCAGACCUGCAAUGGUUCAAGGUAGCUCACUACCACCUUCUCAAGGGCAACUAGGGAUGCGCAAUAAAUGUUGACCCAUCUAGUGAAGCCCACAUCCCAUGAAUGAAUUAAUAAAAAAAAUCCUAGCCCCUCAAUGUAUAAAAAAGUUUUUCCUCUUGUUGGUGCUUUUUUUUCCAAUCAUUUUCAUUCUUUGGUUCUCAAUCCCUCUGACAACUUUCUCCUGAUCUUCUUUGUUCAGACCUCACAUGAUUUUCAACACUUCUAUUAAAUCUCCUAAUUUUCUCUUCUCCAAGGAGAAUAGCCCCAGCUUCUCCAAUCUACCCAUGUAACUGAAGUCACUCAUGGAGCCAUUCUCGUGAAUCUUUUUUGCACCCUGUCUAAUGGUUUCACAUUCUUCCUGAAGUGUGUUGCCUAAAACUAAACAAAAUACUCCAGUUGAGACCAAAUCACCUAGUGGCUCUUCUUAUGAGUGUCCAAGAGAGAUGGUGAUAACACCACAGCCUGUCCAAGAAGAUCUAAUAAUCUAUUUUUAGCAGUACAAGGCCAUUUGGUCUGCGCCAUUGUUCUCCUUGAAACUUGGUGGCACUUGGAAUCAGGAGCUCACUGUAAAAGGAAUAGCAAGUGCAUCACUGCAUCUCAAAGUAACUGAACUUGAUUCCCCGAUUGUGUUUUCCCCAUGCAGUGAGCUCUUAGUUUUAAAUGUGAUACCCAUGGCAGCUGUUGAAUGGAGGCUAGGACCUUCCUGCAGGCAGGAACUAUGGAACUGAGCUAUAUGCAUGAUCGGUUUAAGAAGAUAAGAAUUUUUAAGAAUGUGUUUUAUUGUGCACUAUGUUGAAAUAUUUCUGUCAGGGCUUUGAAUAUCCUCAACUUAACACCCAAUUACAAUUUCUUUAUACCAAGCAUUCAAUAUUGUAUUUGGAGUCCUACAUUUAACUCUAUGAAUCAAGCAUUACACAAUCCUUCUUCCACUCAUGGGAAGAACAGGAAGAUCUAAAUAAUGUUCUUGGACAGGUUGUGGUGAAACUUCCGCCACUGAAGGACACUGGUAAUAAGAGCCAUUUGAUGUUGCAGUGUUCUGAAAUGAUUCCCAGAUCCCUUCUUUCUGUGCUGUCUGUUUGUCAAUUUAGAAGUAUUUUCUCCCUUACUCCUAUAAUUUUGAAGCUUUUAAAACCCAAGGUUUUUGUCACUUUAGUGAUUUAUCUCAUCUUUGCUUGCAUGCCUUGCAUUACAGACUUUCACCUUUUACCUGGGCUUUUCAAUUUAAACAAAUUUAUAUAUUAGCUGAUUUUCUAUUGGACAAUCCACACUCAAUAAGUUUUAUAUGAAUAUCCUUUAUAUAUAAUGUAUUUCAGAAACAAAAUCAAAAUUCUUUGAGCCUUUAGUCCAAACACAUUGAGAUUUAAAGAACUCAGCCACUUCAUAUUUUUACUAUUGCUUCCAUGACUAGGAUGUUGAACUUGGAGCAGGGAACAUGGUUUUAACAAGAUGGAGUCUCAAGUGAAAUUAGAAGAAACUUUGAGCAGUGGAUCUGGUACAGGCUUAUAGCAGAAUUCUGAUUUUUUUCAGAAGAAGCAGGAUCAAUAUUAGGGAAUGAGAUUGAUGGUUAGAGGAUAAAUUUAGGCUGAGAUAAUGGGCACACAAUGAAUCUUUCUUUGCUGAAAUAACUCAUUACACCUCCAAGGUUUGUGGGAGCACUCUGAGAUGCAUUUAAAGAUCUGAAAAGUCGCCUUUGACUAUGGUAUAAAGGAUGUUAGUGCAUGCUCUAGCAUGACAGGCAAUAGGGAUCCAUUCUGUGAUAGAAAAUUAUAAAAUGCAGUCUGUUUUAAUGUAGAAUUACUAUUGGCAAGAUGUUAAAGCGAAUAGAAUAUAUUGAAAGGGCCAGGGAAGGGUGAGAGGCUUUGCAUUUUAACAACAUUAAACAUGAUUAGCUAUCAAAACAAAUGUCCUCUCAUUUUUUUAGCCAGAGUUUGCUUAUUUUCUACUGAAACAGUUCGGUCCCCAGACAUGGAUUUAUUUUUGUAAGGAGUCUUUUGUUGAAUUUUAUUUUUAAUUUUGCUGUGUGAGUUCAACAAUAAACUGAGACUUCAAAUGUUUGAAGGCCACAGUUAUGUUUGCACUAAGAGCAGAGGUCUGCACUGAGCUCCCACUGUUCAAGAACACAAGUAAGCAUGAGUCAGAUGGGAAGAAACAAUAAAAAGGUUCAGAAUUUCACAUUUUGAAAGCCCAGUCACGUUAAUUGGAAAAAUAUUACAUAUGGGUGCCAAAAAAGAAAUUGCAGAGAAAGUAUUGACUAGGAAAUAUAUUUUUGACUAAAUUUUGGGAAAGAAGUCUGAAUAUUUCAAACUUCCUUGAUGCCUUGAGAGCUAGCUCCAAAAGUUUAUCGAAACCCUGUAUGGUGUGGUCCACUCUUGCCAAAUUAUUCAAGAGCUCCUAUUAAAGUUGCUUUAUACUUUUAAUGGAGCUUUUUAAGGUCAACUAUUCAGUGAACUUUCAACUUUAUAUUAUAGGAUGAUUUGCAACAUAUUCAUAGUUGGCUUGCUUUAUUUCUCCAUCCCACAGUUAUUACGAAUAAGGCAUAUCCUCUGACUUGCUUUGACAAUACUAUGGGAGAUUUGCUGGUAUUCUAAAAUUAAUCCAGUUAGAUAUGUUACUCCCAGCAGCAAUAUCCAAUAUUGGGUCUCCUUCACGUCAAGUUGGUUCCAAGACCUUGUACAAGCAGUUUAGUUAGCUGGGGCUCAAGAAGCUCCAAAUCAGUGUUCGGGUCAGUUUGAAGAUCUGGCUCCCAUUAAAUGAAUGGAACCAAACUAGGACUCCUUGCUACUUGGAGAGAAAGAGACCUGACAUAUCCAUGUACCUCAGAGGGAUAUAGAUGCUCGGUAGAAGAGUAUAUUAGAGACUGAGAUUGGUAGAUUUGGGCACUAUGGGAAUCAAGGAAUAUGGGGAUAGAGCGGGAAUGGCUGAGCAGGCUUGAUGUGCUGUAUGACCUCCUCUUGCUCUUAUUUCUUAUGUUCUUGUAGCAGUGCUGGCAAUCAAACACCUUUCCAUUUUAUGAUAAAAGCCCAUAUUGUGCUAGUGUGAUAUUUUUUAUUUCCCACACAAGCAAUACUGUGGUAUCUGAAUGAGAUUGCAAACUAAAUGUCAAAUUUGUGCAGCCUUUAGGAUUUGGGUUGAGACAGCUCCAAUUCAUUUCACAUAGGCCCUUUACAGACAACAGACAGGAGACUUUCAUCCCAUUAGUUUGGGCUGGUUUUGGAUCUAGACCCCAGAGGAAAAAGGCCAGUUUCCCAUCUGAUGAACACCAUAUUCCCCAAAAAAUUGUGUUAUGAAUAUUGAAAAAUAUUUUAGACAAAAACAACUUAUACCUUACUCUUUAAAUUUCUGCACUGCUAUUCAACCUGGCAUGACCAGUUUAUUGCAGGCAGCUAAAGCAGAGACUUGAGGUUUCUUGAAGCUUUUUGUACGUUAAAAAAAAAUACCUUGGAGGAUCUAAUGUUUCUCCCCCUAGGUUUUUGAACUUGAUAUGGUGUGAUUUUUAAGCCGCUUUUUCUUAUUUUUAUGUAUUAGUAUGAAAAAAUUGUUUGUACAAAUAUGAUUAAUUCUGUAGAAUAAAAACAUUCAGAGAAA
Molecule: messenger RNA, 5743 nt
Organism: Carcharodon carcharias (great white shark)
Lineage: Eukaryota; Metazoa; Chordata; Chondrichthyes; Lamniformes; Lamnidae
Gene: loxl5a
Product: lysyl oxidase-like 5a
Exons: 7
Coding region: 101-1375 (424 amino acids)
Biological process (GO): peptidyl-lysine oxidation
Molecular function (GO): copper ion binding; protein-lysine 6-oxidase activity
Source: RefSeq, a predicted model, not a curated record